GGCGAAAACGAGGAAAAACGCGACCAAGGGAUAAAGCCAGGUCAGAAGAAUCAUCCUGAAGACUCUUUUGGACAUGAAGACCCAAAUACACACAACCAGGCAGAACCUCUUCAGUUCGAACCUGACUGCCACCAUGUUGUCUCAUCGGAUCGUAGCCUUGGCUCUGCUGGUUGUCUUUCUCUUUAAUGCUGUUGAAACUGAGGCGGCAUCUUUCCCAUGGUCCUGCCCCAGUAUGAAUGGAGUGUGCCGGAAAGUGUGCCUGCCAACAGAGCUCUUCUUUGGACCUUUAGGAUGUGGCAAAGGCUUCUUGUGCUGUGUUUCUCACUUUCUAUGAGAGCGGAUGAUCAUCUAAAAUUAUUCACAAGACAUAGUGGAGCUGAAGAAAUGAAGACUAGUGGAUAUUCUCUUAAUCUAAUUUAAGUUUAUUUUGACCUGGUACGGUGUGCCAAGAUGUGCUGAAUGGACUGACAUG
Messenger RNA from Periophthalmus magnuspinnatus, 472 nucleotides. RefSeq names its product defensin, beta-like 1 (gene defbl1). The record is from RefSeq and is a predicted model, not a curated record. Gene Ontology annotation, cellular component: extracellular region. Gene Ontology annotation, biological process: innate immune response. The transcript is spliced from 4 exons. The coding region runs from base 74 to 334 and encodes 86 amino acids. Lineage: Eukaryota; Metazoa; Chordata; Actinopteri; Gobiiformes; Gobiidae.